This is a messenger RNA of Vicia villosa (hairy vetch), 2147 nucleotides long. RefSeq lists its product as uncharacterized. NCBI's taxonomy places the organism in Eukaryota, Viridiplantae, Streptophyta, Magnoliopsida, Fabales, Fabaceae. Gene Ontology annotation, cellular component: nucleus. Bases 1 to 1104 code for a protein of 367 amino acids. Gene Ontology annotation, molecular function: kinase activity. The record is from RefSeq and is a predicted model, not a curated record. The transcript is spliced from 4 exons.
AUGAAAAGAUAUUCUGGAAGCCUUGCUGCAAUGAGUAUGGUUGGUCAUGUCCUGGGACUGGGUGACCGACAUUUAGACAACAUUCUGAUUGAUUUUUGUGGUGGGGAUAUUGUACAUAUUGAUUACAAUGUGUGUUUUGACAAAGGACAGAGACUAAAAAUUCCAGAGAUUGUUCCUUUCCGUCUUACCCAAAUGAUUGAAGCAGCUUUAUGGCUGACUGGAAUAGAGGGUAGCUUCAGAGAAAACUGCGAGGCAGUUAUUGGCAUUCUAAAAAAGAACAAAGACAUACUUUUGAUGUUACUAGAAGUGUUUGUCUGGGAUCCACUUGUGGAGUGGACACGGGGUGAUUUUCAUGAUGAAGCUGCAAUUGGUGGCGAAGAAAGGAAAGGCAUGGAGUUGGCUGAACACCAUGAUCAGUUACUGACUAGCCUGCCAGCUGUUGAAUCUAUACUUGAGAGGUUUGCUGAAGCUCUAAACCAAUACGAGAUUGCAUCUUCCAUAUACUCUCGAGCUGACCAAGAGAGGUCGAGCCUUACAUUACACGAGACAUCUGCUAAGUCAAUUGUUGGUGAAGCAACCCAUAAUUCAGAGAAAAUCCGGGCUUCAUUUGAAAUCCAGGCUCGGGAAUUCGCUCAAGCUAAGACUAUGGUUGCUGAGAAAGCUCAGGAGACAAUGACCUGGGCUGAGCAACAUGGAAGGAUUCUUGAUGCUUUACGAUGCAACUUAAUCCCAGAAAUAAAUUCUUAUGUUAAGCUGAGUAACAUGGAAGUUGCCUUAUCUCUUACGUCUGCAGUUACUUUAGCGGGCGUUCCACUAACUAUUGUUCCUGAGCCAACACAAGCACAAUGUCAUGAUAUAGAUAGGGAAGUUUCUCAAUUCAUAGCUGAGUUGGAUGAUGGACUUACUUCAGCAAUAAAUUCUCUACAAGCAUACUCCUUGGCGCUGCAAAGAAUCUUACCAUUAAAUUACCUUUCAACCAGUGCGGUGCAUGGCUGGGCCCAAGUUCUUGAAUUAUCUGUCAAUGCCCUGUCAUCUGAUAUUCUCUCUCUUGCCAGAAGGCAGGCUUCUGAACUUGUUGCAAAAUUUCAUUCUUCAUGUAGAUAACACUGAUUCUAUCAAAUGCAGUCAUGAUGAUCUUUGUUUUAGAGUAGAGAAGUAUGCUAUGGAAAUAGAAAAAUUGGAAAAAGAGUGUACUGAAAUAGAAAGUUCUAUUUGCUUAGAAUCAGAAUCAAUAACUAAGGAUCAUCUUUUGUCAGCUUUCAUGAAAUUCAUGCAGUCCAUUGAUCUUUUGAAAAGGGAAGGUGGAAUGUCUUCUCUUCAAUCUAGAUACCAUGGGAAAAACAGUACUAGACUCUUAGGUGAGCUAGAGGAGGAGAGGGAGAAAGUACUAACAAUUCUAAAUAUUGCUCUAAGUUCAUUUUAUAAUGACGUUAAACAUAGAAUACUCAAUAUAUAUAGUGAUUUGUCUGGAGGAAGAAAUCUAUAGAAACUGCAUUGGAACAGGUUGUGGAGGUUGAAAUGGAGAGAGCAUCACUGUUUGAACUUGAACAGAAUUAUUUUGUUAAGGUUGGUCUUAUUACUGAGCAGCAACUGGCUCUUGAAGAAGCUGCAGUUAAAAGCAGAGAUCAUCUUUCAUGGGAAGAGGCAGAGGAACUUGCAUCUCAAGAAGAAGCUUGUAGAGCACAACUAGACGAACUUCAUCAAACAUGGAGUCAGAGGGAUGCAAGGACUUCUUCACUUAAAAAGAGAGAAGCUGAUAUUAAAAAUUCUCUGGUUUCGUUGAAUAGUCAAUUUCAAUCUCUAGUUGGUGUGGAAGAAGAAAGCGAACUACAUAUAUAUUUUGAGAAGUAAAGAUAUUUUAAGUGAAUGUUAAACUAUUAUAUUGAUUAAUCGUAACUGUCAUAUUUUGAAUUGUGUUUGACUUCUUAGUCAUUAAUGUUAAACUAUUAAAAAUUACAAUGUACCAGUGCUACACAUUACUACAUUACAGUAUAGUGUUUUCUCCUUUCUAUCCAAGUUAGUUUGUCUCAUAAACAAAGUCCAAAUUAGUUAAAGUCUACUCUAGUCCCUAAAAAAAUUGAAGUAAUGAUGGUAUUUACAUAUAGUUUGUAAUUUUAACCAACCCAAAUUAUCUACCUAGUGGAAAC